Molecule: messenger RNA, 2257 nt
Organism: Dufourea novaeangliae
Lineage: Eukaryota; Metazoa; Arthropoda; Insecta; Hymenoptera; Halictidae
Gene: Pka-C1
Product: cAMP-dependent protein kinase catalytic subunit
Exons: 1
Coding region: 473-1534 (353 amino acids)
Biological process (GO): peptidyl-serine phosphorylation
Cellular component (GO): cAMP-dependent protein kinase complex; nucleus
Molecular function (GO): cAMP-dependent protein kinase activity; ATP binding
Source: RefSeq, a predicted model, not a curated record
UCGUGCAAUAAAAAUACCAUUAAAGUUCGAACCGAGUGAGAAUACUCGGUUCCAAUUAAGUGAAUCGAUCCGAAAACCCGGAAGGGGUAAUCCGUUAUUGAUAGGAGUGUGUCCACCGUGCUGUGCGCGCGUGUGUCCUAUUCUUGCGUAAGUGUUGAGUGUCCACUUAGGACGUGUGUAGUUGAUCUCGUAGGGCCAGGCAUUGACAAGGUACCGUGACAGAGACUGCCCUAAGUAAUCGACGAACAGAGAGAACAGUAAACAAGGGGACGUUCGUGAAAACUACACGGUGCAAGAAGGUACCGAUAACAGUGCAGCAGAAGGUAACAAAAUUCUGAAAAGACCGAAGGUUGGCGGGGCCUUGGGAGGCUCGACUGUGGGAGAGGACAAACCAAGACGAAGACGCAGUCUUCUGGAUCUUCUCGAGCUGCGUAGAGCCCUGGCAGGCUCGGGUACUAGCGCGGCUGCUAAGAUGGGCAACAAUGCCGCCACUGCGAACAAAAAGGUUGACGCUGCCGAGAGCGUCAAGGAGUUUCUCGACAAGGCAAAGAAGGACUUUGAGGACAAGUGGAAGAAGAACCCGACGAACACCGCUGAUCUCAAUGACUUCGAGCGGAUCAAGACACUCGGCACCGGCUCGUUCGGCCGUGUCAUGAUAGUGCAACAUAAGCCGACCAAAGAGUAUUACGCUAUGAAGAUACUCGACAAGCAAAAGGUCGUGAAACUUAAGCAGGUCGAACACACUCUGAACGAGAAGAGGAUACUGCAGGCGAUUAGCUUCCCGUUCCUCGUGUCCUUACGGUUUCACUUCAAGGAUAAUUCGUACCUUUACAUGGUCCUCGAAUACGUGCCAGGUGGCGAGAUGUUCAGUCAUUUACGUAAAGUUGGCCGUUUCACGGAACCGCACUCGCGCUUUUAUGCGGCACAAAUUGUACUGGCGUUCGAGUAUCUUCACUACCUCGACUUAAUCUAUAGGGACCUCAAGCCGGAGAAUCUGCUGAUCGACUCGCAGGGCUAUCUGAAAGUCACAGAUUUCGGUUUCGCCAAAAGGGUACAGGGUAGAACAUGGACCUUGUGCGGCACGCCGGAGUACCUUGCACCGGAAAUUAUCCUGAGCAAAGGGUACAACAAGGCUGUCGACUGGUGGGCGCUUGGUGUCCUCGUUUAUGAGAUGGCCGCCGGUUAUCCACCGUUUUUCGCCGAUCAACCGAUCUUGAUCUACGAGAAGAUCGUCCAGGGAAAGCCGCGGUUUCCCUCGCAUUUCGGUUCCGAUUUGAAAGACUUGCUACGUAACUUGCUGCAAGUCGAUCUUACCAAAAGGUACGGGAAUCUGAAGGCUGGUGUGAACGACAUCAAAGGUCACAAGUGGUUUGCCAGUACCGAUUGGAUAGCUGUCUUCCAAAAGAAAAUCGAGGCACCGUUCAUACCGAAGUGCAAAGGGGCCGGGGAUACUAGCAACUUCGACGACUACGAGGAGGAGACGCUCAGGAUUUCGCUGACGGAGAAGUGCGCCAAGGAAUUCGCCGAAUUUUGAAUUCUUCCUGUGGAUAGAAGAUGGAUACACGUGUCGCGUAUUUAUUCAUACGCGAUGGUUCGUCACUCGUUGGUCGCUUUUGUCGAGCGAGAGAAACAGCUAGAUGAAGUAAGAUGGAAUAUCGGGGAUUUGGAUGGGGAGGGGAAGGGGGGAAGAAGGGGAUGAAAAAGAAGGGUAGAGCGAGAGCGAGAAAGAAAGUGUAAGGAACGUAUACGUGUGCAAGGGGGAAAGAAAGAAUUACGGGUAUGUGUGAGUGCGGGUGUAUCAUUGUGUGCGUGUGCGCGGGGAAACUUAAAUUGACGUUAGCAGAAAAGACAGAGUUAAUGUUUGGGAGACAGAAAGUGAGGGAGAGAGAGAGAGAGAGAGAGAGAAAGUGUGUGCAUGUAUGUGUGUGUGCGAGCGUGCGUGCGCGCGGUCGAGGCACAGAGAGAAAGAGAGAGAGAGAGAGAGAGAGAGAGAGAGAGAGAGAGAGAGAAAUUAGAGAAUAAAAAAGAUAGUAUAUAGCACAUUGCAGAUUUUGCGCUUUGUUAUUUUGUGUCCGAACUUAUCAGAAAGAAUAUGAAAAAGGAUACAAACGAAUCUGUCGAGUGUUUAGAGGCAAAGAAAAAGAGCAAGAAAGAGGAUGAGAGUGAAAGGUGAGAAAAAGAAAAAGUAAGCAAAAUAUAAUAUAUUAAAGAAACUUCCUUUCGGUUGUUGCAUACACAGAAAUUGUACACACAUACA